AUGACAGACCUCCUUGGCCUGCACUACCCAUCUCCCCCAGCAGGUGGCAGACCUCCGUGGCCUGCACUACCCUUCUCCCCCAGCAGGUGGUGGCAGACCUCCGUGGCCUGCACUACCCUUCUCCCCCAGCAGGUGGUGGCAGACCUCCGUGGCCUGCACUACCCUUCUCCCCCAGCAGGUGGCAGACCUCCGUGGCCUGCACUACCCUUCUCCCCCAGCAGGUGGUGGCAGACCUCCGUGGCCUGCACUACCCUUCUCCCCCAGCAGGUGGCAGACCUCCGUGGCCUGCACUACCCUUCUCCCCCAGCAGGUGGUGGCAGACCUCCGUGGCCUGCACUACCCUUCUCCCCCAGCAGGUGGCAGACCUCCGUGGCCUGCACUACCCUUCUCCCCCAGCAGGUGGUGGCAGACCUCCGUGGCCUGCAGUACCUUUCUCCCCCAGCAGGUGGUGGCAGACCUCCGUGGCCUGCACUACCCUUCUCCCCCAGCAGGUGGCAGACCUCCGUGGCCUGCACUACCCUUCUCCCCCAGCAGGUGGCAGACCUCCGUGGCCUGCAGUACCCUUCUCCCCCAGCAGGUGGUGGCAGACCUCCGUGGCCUGCACUACCCUUCUCCCCCAGCAGGUGGUGGCAGACCUCCGUGGCCUGCAGUACCUUUCUCCCCCAGCAGGUGGUGGCAGACCUCCGUGGCCUGCAGUACCUUUCUCCCCCAGCAGGUGGUGGCAGACCUCCGUGGCCUGCAGUACCUUUCUCCCCCAGCAGGUGGCGGCAGACUCACCUCUCAGCAGUGAGCGGCGGUGAUGACCCAGCGAUCGGAGACAACGGCGCCUCCACAGACGUGCUUCCCUCCCCACUGCAGACUGACCUGCCACGCCCACUCUCCUCUGGACGCCAGGGUCCCGCCUACAAUCCUGUGGGCGGGGCUUAG
Messenger RNA from Knipowitschia caucasica, 927 nucleotides. The record is from the annotation of a GenBank genome assembly. Lineage: Eukaryota; Metazoa; Chordata; Actinopteri; Gobiiformes; Gobiidae.